Suillus subaureus is the source of this 414-nucleotide messenger RNA. RefSeq lists its product as uncharacterized. The transcript is spliced from 3 exons. The record is from RefSeq and is a predicted model, not a curated record. NCBI's taxonomy places the organism in Eukaryota, Fungi, Basidiomycota, Agaricomycetes, Boletales, Suillaceae. The coding region runs from base 1 to 414 and encodes 137 amino acids.
AUGACAUUCAACCUCUCCUCUCCCUCUCAGCUGAACUCCAUCCACAGUCCCCAUAUUCCCACUGCUGUCUUCCCGCCUCACCCAUUCCGCCCACCACUCAACCCACUCGUCAUUUUCCUUCUUCGCACCAUCAUGUCUAGUAGCUCAGAAAGCCGAUACAUCAGACUUGAAGAAUCUUCGAGUCCCUUCCAGGCGCAUUCCCGCUGGAAUUUACAUGUCCAUUCAAAGGGACGCUGGAAAUUAGCCAUUAAAGUGAUAUUCCAAGAGAUCGUCGUAUGCGUCACCUGCAUUCUCAGUGGAGGUCAAGGCGUCCUAUGCGUCCGAUUGAAUGCUAGGCAGUGGAGAAGUCAUCAAGAACUUCAAAUGUUGUGGGAUGGGCUACUCGGUCAUGGAGAUAGGCCAUUCGGGGAGUAA